Molecule: messenger RNA, 918 nt
Organism: Osmia bicornis bicornis
Lineage: Eukaryota; Metazoa; Arthropoda; Insecta; Hymenoptera; Megachilidae
Product: GRB10-interacting GYF protein 2-like
Exons: 2
Coding region: 1-918 (305 amino acids)
Source: RefSeq, a predicted model, not a curated record
AUGGCGAACCUGGAAGAAAUAUGGAAAAGGAAGAGAGAUGAAGAAAAGGAGGAAGAAGUAGAGAAGGGGCAAGGGGGAGGGGGUAACAGGGAAACAGACAAAUGGAUGUUUAAAGAAAGCAUGCUGAUAGGGAGGUCACCGGAAAAGAAAAAGGAAAGAAAGGAAGAAGGGGGAGGGAUGGGAGAAGUAAAAGAGCUAAUAAGAGAAAUGAACAAAAACCUAGGAGGAAAAAUGGAGAGGAUGGACACAAAUAUGAAGCUGCUAGGGAAGGAUAUAAGAAGAGAGAUGGAACAAUUAAGAGAGGAAAUGAGAAGAAGAGAAGAGGAAUGGAUAGAGCAGAAAAGAGACCUGGAGGGGAAGAUGGAAAAGAUGAUGAAGAAAAUGGAGGAGAUAGAAAGAAGGGAAGGGGAGGACGAGAGAUGGAAAGAGAUAGAAGAAAGAAUGCUAAAGGCAACGCAAGAUGCAGCAGGAAGAACAAAAACGAAAAGGGAGGAGAUGAAAGAAAAAGCAGAAGAGAUCUUAAAGGUCACGGGGGUAGAGGGCGCAAUAGAGGAGGUAAAAGCGGUGGGACCAGUAGAGAAGGGAAAGGAAUUAUACAUGAUGCAAGUAAAAGUAAAGACUGUCGAGCUGAAGAGGAAAAUAAUGGAGAACAAAAGGGCGCUAAAGGGAAGAGAAGAGAGAAUAGAAGAUGACCUAACUUGGGAGGAAAGGAGAACACAGUGGACAUUAAGAAGAAUCGCAAGAGGAGAAAGAGAGAAAGGAAAAAACGUAUGGGUAGACUCCAAGAAAAUAAGAAUAGAAGGGAAAUGGUGGAAAUGGGACGACGACAAGGGUGUACUAAUGGACGGGGAGGGGAACGAAUGGAAACCCACCCAGGAAGGGGAGCAGAAGAAGGGGGAAGAGGGGAAAGGGACAUAG